Anopheles arabiensis is the source of this 10839-nucleotide messenger RNA. RefSeq names its product phosphatidylinositol 4,5-bisphosphate 3-kinase catalytic subunit beta isoform (gene Pi3K92E). The record is from RefSeq and is a predicted model, not a curated record. Gene Ontology annotation, molecular function: 1-phosphatidylinositol-4-phosphate 3-kinase activity; 1-phosphatidylinositol-3-kinase activity. Lineage: Eukaryota; Metazoa; Arthropoda; Insecta; Diptera; Culicidae. Gene Ontology annotation, biological process: phosphatidylinositol-3-phosphate biosynthetic process; phosphatidylinositol-mediated signaling; phosphatidylinositol 3-kinase/protein kinase B signal transduction. Gene Ontology annotation, cellular component: plasma membrane; phosphatidylinositol 3-kinase complex; cytoplasm. Bases 2405 to 5857 code for a protein of 1150 amino acids. The transcript is spliced from 6 exons.
CACACCUUCCACCCGGUGACCGCGCGCGCGCUCGUACACACGCACGCCAGACACAACAAAAACAACCAUCCGUGUAUCGAUCCAUUGGUGAUUGGUCUGGCACGCCAAGGUUGGCAGGUAAAAGAGUGGCCGUUGUCCCUGUCGUGUCCGGCUUUCCAACCAUCCAUCGCGGUACGCAGGUGCGUCUUCACCGAAAAAGUGCAAGCCGUCGGCGUCAUCAUAGCGGCCACCAGCAACAGCGGGACACGGUCUCCCCGCACGUCCAGCCCCAGGCCCAGCACACAGAAGGGGGCUCCACAGGAGGGGGCCCAGUGACCCCACGCGGCGCAACGUGCCGGAAAAGCAAAGGAUGACGCCGCACGCCGACACGCACACCCAAGUGACCAAGGGACGGCAGACGGCACGGAACAACGGCACAGAAAAGUGACUUGUGAGUGAGUCAGUGAGCGCGUGUGUGUGUGUGUUUGCAGAUUGUUUGAGGUGUUCCCUGGUGUACUCACCCGUUUGACCAUCGCCGCCGUCCCCGGCCUGUGGGCGAGCGUUGCCAUUGUUUGUUUACCUCCCUACCGGACCGAACCGACGGUGUACAGCAGGAAGAAGCAAGCGGCAGCAGCCACUACCACAGCCAGCAGUGCAUCCGUGCGCUUGACGAACCCAGCGAUGGAUCGGCGGACAGUGUGUGAAUACAUGUGUGUGUAAAGUGUGCUAUGUGUAUGUGUGUGCAGGGCGACCGUAUCCGAUAUUCUGCAAUCAACUGACCAGCAGAUCCUGCAACAGCUAGCGGGCUCCCCAUCCCACUGGGACUGUCAUCGUUCGCCAGGGCAGCUGAUGCUGCCAAGGAAGCUGGUGCAGGGGUUGUGGAGGAAAGAGAAGGCAUCGUUUUUUUUGUGACACGAAUUUGUUACUUCAAUCAAGCGUGACCCUGUGCGUGUGCGCCUGUGUGUGCCCGUGUCAACAAUCAAUAGCAUCAUACCAACCACCGCCAGCCUCCCUCCUCCUAAUCCCACGCUCUGCUAAACCUAUCACGGACAACGCGAGCAACGCUACCUGCACCUUUCCCUGUUUUCGUGUUUUCUUUCCGUCUUGUUCGUGUGUAUGUGUGUGUGUGUCAAGAUGUGUGCAACGAAACUACAUACCACCGUGAUGCACUUGCAGCCGGAAAGUGUCCGCACCGCCAGCCUCCACCAGCUCCAACUCCGGCAGCUCCAGCACCCGUACGAAUGGUUCCCGAUGAAGCGAUGUCGGUCACUAGACAGCAGCGGCAGGCACUGAGUGGAGGAUGGUACCAUCCAUCGGGCGGGCUCUCUGAUCGGCUGUGGUGGAAAUGGAUUGGACAGUCUGCGCGACCGAAUGCGGGGCUAACAUGCUGUGAGCGGACGCUAGAUGGGCGCCCAGCAACCGGCUAAGAAGCAGUCUUAGCUACACGCAUUGCUGGAGGAAGGAGUGCGCCAAAACUAGUCCCCUCGUCCCAUUUAGUGCGCAAGAUCCCUCUGAGGCAGUAAGCGAAGCAUCAUUUGAAACUGGAUUCGCAACGAACGACCCUUGGACAAGUUGGAAAUGUAAUUGCAUUCGUCAUUCACCGAUCCGCGAUCGAAACCGCGAUGGUAGACCGAUUUCAGACGAGAAAUUAUUGUAAAGGAAGAAGUAAGAAAUGUGAGCUAUAGGAAUGAAUCCUGGUUGAAGUGCAAUAUUGUGUGUGUGUGUGUGUGUAUAUGUGUUUGUGGGCCCUAAAGUCUAAAAAAGGGGCUAGGUGUGUAAUUUAUCAUACGUGCAAAAUAUGUGUUGUACCGUCUCAAGUAUUUAUUGAUGAUUUGUGUAUAAAAGACGAUAAGCGCAACCCGCGAACUUCAUCUCGGCAGAUGAACAUUAAAACGAUACAGUUAGAUAUUUUGGACUGAGUGCAUACGUAAAGUAACGUUAACAGUGUUAUAUGCUUAAAACAAACAAUUGUUGCCUCAUGCGUCGACCAGCUGCCUAGACUAAGACGACUUGCUAUCAAAAGAAACGCCGAGCGAACCUCUUGCGUCCCUUACUCCAUCAGCACGCUCUUCGCCCCCUCAUAAACGGGAUCAUUCCAUGGCGCCGCAGUAAGGCCAACGGUGGCAGGAAACCAACACUCCAGAACACGCAGGCACACAACAAGAGGUGGGACGCGGCAGUGGUGUGUUGUUCCCUCUUUACUGUGGUGUGCUCGAAUUACGCUUGCCUUGAAGAAUUUAUCCCCCACUUUGUGCGUAGCUCAAGCACAUGCGCAGCCCUUUUUCUUGCGCGGCAGGAAAUUAAAUUGCUCCACGCUGUGAGAGGCACUCUCCAGCAAGCGCCACCCCCAAUAGCUCAAAAAGCAUCUAGAGGAAGCGGAUUACUAGAGCCCGGAAGAAGGGAGGGGGUGCGGCUAAGGCAACGGAUGCGAAACGCGACGACUACCAUGAAGCGCAACACUACCACGAUGCCGGGGGGAACCGAUUCUAGCUGGUCCGUUCCACACCGGAUUUAUCUGCAGCAGCAGCAACAGCAGCAGCAGCAACAGCAGCAACAGCAGCAGCAGCAGCAGCAGCAGCAGCAGCAACAGCAGCAGCAACAGCAACAGCAACAGCAACAGCAACAGCAGCAGCAACAGCAGCGGCCACGGUUCGAUUACGGAUUCUGGAAGAAUCCGGACGAGACGACCGAACUGAUCUUCCUGAUGCCGAACGGCGUGAUGAUCACGAUGUACAUACCGAUCCAUAUUACACUGGAUGAACUGAAGUCGGACGUUUGGGAGGAGGCAGAGCGGUACCCACUGUACUGCCAUCUGGGCGAUAAGAACAAGUACUGCUUCGGCACCCUGGCGGCGGGCCGGACGAACAGCAACACGACGUACGAAAAUGAGGCCGAAACCCGGCUGAUGGACGUGCAGCCCACCCUCGGCAUCCUGCGCUUCGUCGAGAAGAGCAACGUGUCGGAGAACACGAAGCUGAUGGAGAACAUUAGCAGCCUGCUGGACAGUAAGCUGCCGGUGAAGACGCUGGUCAACCCGGAGGUGAACGAUUUCCGCGCCAAGAUGAGCAUGCUGAGCGAGGAUAUCGGCAGCCGGCGGGCGGUAAUGACGCGGAUGGAGCGGAUAGCCUACCAGUACCCGGCCAAGCUGGUCAGCGGUGCACACGUGCCCGAGCCGAUCAGCCGGCGGCUGACGAACGGCGACUUCUGCGUGGUGGCGAUCAGCACCGAUAUGCAGCUGACGGUGAAGGUACCGUGCCGGGCGACCCCGGACGAGGUGCUGAAACGCAUCCUCAAGAAGCAGAACCCGUCGAAGGCGCGCAAUGAGAACAGCAGCACGGAGUACAUAUUGAAGGUGUGCGGGCGGGAAGAGUACAUCUAUGGGGCGCACCCGAUGAUCAGCUUCCAGUACGUGCAGGACUGUCUGUCGCGGGACGAGACGCCCACGUUUGUGCCGCGGCUCGUCCGCACGGUGGAGGUGUUCAAGAACGACAUCUACGACGCGCGCGAAGACUUUACGCAGUGGUCGGCGUCGGCCAAGCCGACCUCGCUGUACGGCGGCAGCAUCAGCAGCAGCAGCGGGUACGGCAGUAGCGCGGGCAGUACCUACGGCACCCAGUCGCAGCAGUCACACACGCUGCGAAAGGUGAAGUACAUCACCAGCUGGGAGAUCGACGCGAAGCUGCAGUGCACGGUGCACGAGAUACGCGGGCUGAACGUCGAGUCGGACAAGGAGCUGGGCGUGCAGCUUGGGCUGUUUCACGGCGGCAAGUCGCUGUGCAAAACGGAGCGCACGCGCACGGUCACGGUGAACAGUGGCGCCGCGACCUGGAACGAGACGAUCCUGUUCGACAUCAACGUAAGCAACGUGCCGCGCAUGGCGCGCCUGUGCCUGGUGGUGUACGAGAACAUGCGCACGGCCAAGGGGACGGGCAUACGGACGCGCCGCACCAAGGACGGGCUGAUCAAUCCGAUCGCGUGGGUCAACACGAUGGUGUACGACUACAAGAACCAGCUGAAGGUGGACUCGGUGACGCUGUACACGUGGGACUACGCGGAGGAUGCGCAGUCGGAGGACAUUCUGCACCCGCUCGGCACGGUCGAGCCGAACCCGAACCGGGACAACAUGGUCGUGUCGGUGCUGCUGAGCUUCGGCACGUACGGUCCGGAGGGGCGCAUCAUCGUCUACCCGGGCGAGGAGGAGCUGCUGUCGCACGCGGCCAAGAUGAGCCACCGCAACGAGCAUCUGAAUCGCGAGAGCGCCGAGGACACGCGCUCGAUCCGGGCGAUCAUGUCGGCGUACAUGUACAACGACCGGCUGAACGACAUCCACGAGCAGGACCGUAACGCGAUCUGGGCGAAGCGGCGCGAGUGCAUGAAGCAGAUGCCGCAGGGGCUGCCCUGCCUGCUCUACUGCGUCGAGUGGAACAACCGGGACGAGGUGUCCGAGAUCGUGUCGCUGCUGCAGGAGUGGCCCAAGCUGCUGGUCGAGCGGGCCCUCGAGCUGCUCGACUACGCGUACGCGGACAAGUACGUGCGCCGGUACGCCGUCGACUGUCUGCGCACGAUCGAGGACGACGAGCUGCUGCUGUACCUGCUCCAGCUGGUGCAGGCGCUCAAGCACGAGUCGUACCUGAACUGCGAUCUGGUGUACUUUCUGCUGCAGCGCGCCCUGCACAACCAGCACAUCGGCCACUAUCUGUUCUGGCAUCUGCGGUCCGAGAUUUCGGUGCCGUCGGUGCAGGUCCGGUUCGGGCUGAUACUGGAGGCGUACCUGCUCGGCAGCCCGGAGCAUGUGGCGGUGCUGCUGAAGCAGAUGCAGUGCCUGCGCUACCUGCAAACCUGCUCGGACAACGUGAAGAAGGGCAGCAAGGAGAAGGGACGCACACUGCUGAUCGAGCAGCUCGCCAAGGAGGGCCACGUGACCAGCGACCUGAUCAGCCCGCUCAACCCGAGCUACCGGUGCAAGGCGGUCCGGACCGACCGGUGCAAGGUGAUGGACUCGAAGAUGCGCCCGCUCUGGAUCGUGUACGAGAACAGCGACGCGAACGGCGACGACAUACACAUGAUCUUCAAGAACGGGGACGACCUGCGGCAGGACAUGCUGACGCUGCAGAUGCUGCGCAUCAUGGACCGGAUCUGGAAGAGCCACGGGUACGACUUCCGGAUGAACCCGUACAGCUGCAUCAGCACCGACCACAAGCUCGGCCUGAUCGAGGUGGUGCUGAACGCCGAAACGAUCGCGAACAUCCAGAAGGAGCGGGGCAUGUUUUCGGCCACCUCGCCGUUCAAGAAGGGUUCGCUGCUGGCGUGGCUGCGCGAGCACAACGGCACCGAGGACCUGCUGGCGAAGGCGAUCCAGGAGUUUACGCUCAGCUGCGCCGGCUACUGCGUGGCGACGUACGUGCUAGGGGUGGCGGACCGCCACUCCGACAACAUCAUGGUGAAGAAGACGGGCCAGCUGUUUCACAUCGACUUCGGGCACAUACUGGGUCACUUCAAGGAGAAGUUCGGCUUCCGGCGGGAGCGCGUGCCGUUCGUGCUGACGCACGAUUUCGUGUACGUGAUCAACAACGGCCGGACGGAUCGGGAGGCGCAGGAGUUCUGCCGCUUCCAGACGCUCUGCGAAGAGGCGUUCCUUAUUCUACGCCAGCACGGCUGUCUGAUACUGUCGCUGUUCUCGAUGAUGAUCUCAACCGGCCUCCCGGAGCUGUCGUCCGAAAAGGAUUUGAACUAUCUGCGGGAAACGCUGGUGCUGGACAAAACGGAGGAAGAGGCGCGCACCCACUUCAAGCUCAAGUUCAGUGAAGCGCUUGCCAACUCGUGGAAAACGUCGCUCAACUGGGCAUCGCAUAACUUCUCCAAAAAUAAUCGACAGUGACACCAGUAUCAUCUCGGGCGGAACCAUCAGACGAUGUAGCUCUGAUGGCAGUGAGCAGCGAGGUGCGAAAGUGAGCCGCGGAAAGUGAUGCAGCAGACAAGGGAGGAAUAGGGAGUGCGAAUGUUAUUUGUAUUUUGGCGGAGAGGUUCUGAGACCGUAAACUUGAGCGAGUUAAUUCACAGAAAAGGCAGAGAAAAGGCUUCGUGUAUGUGACACACAUGGCUAUACAUGUUGUAGCUAUAUACAUUAGGUAAUAUUUGAAACGAAUUGAAGCACGGUAAUGUGUGCUGUUAGGAAGAAUAUGUUGAGGAAGGGAGCGUGUGCAAGUUGGAAUCGGUCAACAACCGAUUGAGUUACUAUUACUACACUUAGUUACGUAUCUUUUUUUCAUUUAUUGUUUUUGUAACCACUUCUCAGUACAACUAUAACUGAACAUGUUGACGCACGCCGCUUACAGGGUUUGCCAGGGGUUAUCAUAGCUGUGGGACACUUUGUAAACUCUUUCUUACGAGAAAUGAACUUAAUAUAAUGGAAUGGAAUCUGACUCUAUAGCACCCUUGUUGGACAAAUUCAAUAGGAAUUGCCAAGGAGCCUGUCCAAAUAGGGUGCCAUAGAGACUAAUUUCCAGCUUAUGAAGUUAACUUGAAAUUAGAGAGUGUCAAAGAAGUGUCCCACAACUAUGAGAACCCCUGGAAAACCCUGUAUACGCAAACGUACGGGGGAUGGGGACAGUAUUAAGAAACCACACGAUGGCGAACAAAUGGCCAGGAACUUCCACACCUGAAAUAUUAGUCGAAAUGCAAUUGAGAGAAACAGCUGAAUAGGAUUCCAUUGCUAAUACAAUGCAAAACAUGAUUCACCUGUACCUUUAGCAGAUUUUCCAAACCGCUUGCGUUUCUUGUGACAACUUCGCUUACCGGAGAGGGGCACGCGCAAAGGCUGUAAAUAGAGAUAGGGCAUACAAGUGGGAAGCAAUUUUGCAUCAUUUUCCAUUGACAUUACAGCUGCGGCUGAACAGGUGCUUGAGAGUAGGAAGGCUAUUCGUUGACCUUCUCUCGAGGCGCGUUAUUUGUCUGUACAUAUUCCAAAGUCAUUAGAGCGAUUCUAUUGCUCAUCGUUUCAUGCCCAUAGCUACUCUGUGUGUUCUAGCUGAUUUAUAUAAAAUUCCUUCGUUCAAGUUCACUCUAUCUCUGUAUUGAACAAAAAAAAAACCCUUAAAGUGUGUCCCUUAUGCGACAGUAAUCGAGGAUCGAAGGUAGCAGGAAACAAGUGCACCCAGUCGUGGCACACGCCUUCAGAGUAGCUGUGUCGAUCACAAAACCUUGUGUCCCGUUUGUGUGUGAGUGUAUGCGUGUUUUUUUGUUUUGUUUUUUAGCUUACAUGUUUUAGAAGAUUAAUGUGAAUUCUGUUCAAACUGUUCGUGCAAUAGUGCAGCUGUCUGAGCUUUACACUAAAGCAGUUAGCAUAUUUGUGUGUGUUUGUUUUUUUGCUUUCUUUAAGUUUUAGCUCAAGUGCCCCCACCCUGCUAAACAGCAUUAUGUAUGUCAUAAAACACACUCACAACACUCCGUUUUAUGCAGCAGACUAGACCCCCACCCCCUUCCUCCCCCGGCGUUAAGUAAACACAAAACAUGAUUUUUUUUUCUUCAAAAAAUGCGAACGCUCUAACACGGGCGUGUGUAAUUAGUGCAUUAAAAAUGUACUGGAGCGCUUACACUCCACCUAUUUAUAUAGCAUCACACAAUCCAUUCUACGAGCACAACCAUACGUAAUGUAUAUCAGUAGUACAGAAAAGAAAGGGAGAGAUAGAGAGAGAGAGGGAGGAAGAGAAGCUCCUAUUUUAUUGAAUCACAUUUCCAUCUGCACCAAAACGAAGUGAGUGCACCGUAACGCGCGGGGUGCAUUUUGGUGUGCUUUCGGGCGCCACUCAUUGCAGCCCACCCACACUACCCCAGCAGCCUCCAUAACAUAAAAAAAAAAACAUACCUGGUAUUCCGAUCUACAAAAAGCUCUUUUGCUUUCAUUAUGUGCAACCAUAUAUAGGGCGGUGUACGCCAAGGUUAGCGUAGGUAGCUUCGAUGUAAGCCACUUCGGUUACACGAUUUUAAAUGAGUUAGUGUUUAGAUGAUAUUUUAGAUUGUUUUUUUUUGCUUCACAGUGUCACAUUCGCUAGUCUGUAACAGAUUCUCUAGCUUCAUGAGUGAAUUGAUAUGCGGUAUACAUGUUCACGUUUUUUUUUUACAGAAAGCCUGACAUUUUUCAAAUAAGUUAGAUAUUUAUCUGCUGGCUGAUAUUUCAUUACAUUUAACCGUUCGCAGUCAUCAUCUCAUGAAAAGGGCGAAUCCAAAAACGGUGUGCGGACUAUCGAAUGUGCACUGUAUACGAUAUACUCGCUCAAGCAGACAUACGUAAUGAUAGGAAAAUGAGGGAAUGGAGCAAUGCAUCGCUACCAAUAGAGAGAAAGAGAGAGAGAGAAUGUUUCCGGAUUUUGUUAAACCGAACUAAAGUGCGCUUUAGUGAAUUGUAUAGUUUAUUUACACAGACAACAGACAGCCUGUGGCAAGCUAGUGGGAGAGACACACUGAUAAUUGUACAUAGCAACCAGUUCAGUGAAGAGGUGAUAACAUCUGCAGGCGAAGAAAAUGAGGCGACGAAUGAAUGAGCUUUAUUGAGCACUAUUCUCUAUACAUAUUGUCUUAAUUUAAAAAAAAAAAACAAACAUGCGAUUAGGUUAACCAACAGUACCUUUAAAGUUCACUUAUGGCGCCACUCUGGUCCUUUGGAAGCUUUUAGGACAUGCUGUAGAUUGAAACUUGCCUUAAAAUUGUCCAAAUCUGUCGUAAUUGUUGAUAACUCCUUUGAGGACUCCUUGAAUGUAUUUAUCAGCCCGUUGCCCAGGAAUUGUUAUUUAAAUUUCUCAUGUGUUUUGUGAUAUGUACUGGGUGUAAUUAUUUUGAAGCUUUUUUAUCUGUAACCUAUUGAUCAUUUCUGUGGCCCUUUGUAAUGUUUCGGUCUUUCGUUCGAUGUUCUUACUCAAGCUCAACCAUUUUCAGCCCCACGUUUCUUGCCUUGCCACAGAUGGCUGAUGAAACCCACUGCGAACCGCCAGCAUUAAGCGAUUUAGAUCAGCUAGAUUCACGGAAAGCGUGGUUUUCGUGCUUGUAAAAAAUUCAAAAAUCUAUGUUUUCUCUAUUAAGUUUUGUUUGUUGGAAUUUUACGCAAGCACGAAAGACGCGCAAAGUUUGAACACUUUGGAAAUGCCACUCACUUAAUACAAAUUCUCAUAGGUUCAGAAAACUGUAGCUUAACUUACAGAUGCGGCGGGGUCUAUCCGAUCGAUGCAUCGGUUCUUAUAAGGCUGGAUCGACUCGAUGCCAAACCGAAUCGUCUCCACUUAGUAAGAACUUCACCUAUCAGGCUGCGUGACACAAAAACAGAGUAUGGAUUCAUAUAAUGGAAUCGUUCAAUCGCUCAGGGGAAUGUUGCAAACCGGUAGUGUAAUUUUGCACGAUUGCAAGCACACUAUGGAGUCCGCAUUAGACUGGAGUAGCCUUUAUGGUUGCAUAAUUCUACUAUUGAUUUGCAACAAUCCCCUAAGCGACUGAACUUUUCGAUUACUUGAUUCAAAACACCUUGCAAGUGGCAUCGUGAUCUAGAAGUCGCUGCAAAUUUAAAAGAAGAAACGUAACACAACUUGACCAAACCGCGGACGCGCAUCUGAAAUCGCAACAAAAUCUAGGAUAAAGUGCGUUGCACGAUGAAUGUAUAAAAACUGUGCAAAAUUAACGUUGACAAGAGAAAAAUCAUUAAAUGGCAAAGCAGAGGCAAAGAGACCAUUCAACAUGUUGCACAUCACACAGCCGCAACAAGUGAUGUGUGAACAUUUAUAUCAAUAGAUCGAACAAUAGGUAGCGAUAGGUUCUGGAUGUAACGUGUGCAUUAAGACGCAGAGAAAGAGCGGGGAAGGGCGGGCUAUAUUGUACCACAUAAUUUUAUUAAACAUGUAAUAUUUGUAGGCACCCAAUGAAAUGUACUAGCGUGUAAGAUGUAUCCUAUAAUGACUAAUCAUUAAAAAAAAAUCCUCCAUGGUACAGCUUUUCGAUCUGCUGUGCGAGUUUUAGUACGACGUUGAGAUAAAACUGUUAAACUGGAAGGCGAGGAGCAGCGAUUUGAUUCACAUCAUAUAGCAAACUUAAUCGACUUUCACCUCCCGGUACAGUAGAAGAAGUGGAAGAAAAAAUUACACUGGAAGAAGGUUAAACGAAUGAAUCAAAUGGUGACGCUACAGGGAUUAAAGCAAGAAAUCACAUAAAAGAGAUCAACAAACACUGUUGCUAAGAUAGACUGCUGAGGCUGAGCGGAGGAUGUGAUAGGCAAGGGUCAGUGAAGAAAAUUAUAGCAGGGAGGGAGAAGAGCCGGUUGAAAACGACCCCCUCCCCCAACGACGUGAAACGUAGUAACGAUACUGCUUAAAUCGUGCGAGUGUGUGUGUGUGUGUUUGUGAAAGUGAGUGUGUUUUAUGUCUAUUAACAAAAUUGCUCCAAAAUAUCAAACACACCGUCGCGCGAGGCUAGUAGCAGAUACAGAUGCGCACGUAUCUAGCAUAUGUCAUACCACAAUCAAUCAGAAAAGAACAGACAUUUCACAUUCAAACCACACAAACACAUAAAGUACAGGCGUAUAAGAACAGGUAGGAAACUGUUAUGCGAACCAGCUUGAGGCGAAGAAUUACACGCACCACAGGCAUUAGUAAUAGACGGAGGAGAGUGAAUGAUAAAACACAUUGAGAUUGAGAAUGAUCCUAGCAAGUUGGAGCGUUGGUUUACAAUGGAAGGUGUGCAAAGGAUUGUUUCUGUGUGUACGUGUGUGUGUGUGUGUGUGUUUAUGUGAUGUGUACGUGUGCCUGCGAUGGGCACGCGGACAAGGAUAGAAACAGUUUAUGAAGAAGGGAAAUAAAAUCACUGUACUUUUCACAAAACAUA